Botrytis cinerea B05.10 is the source of this 631-nucleotide messenger RNA. RefSeq lists its product as hypothetical. NCBI's taxonomy places the organism in Eukaryota, Fungi, Ascomycota, Leotiomycetes, Helotiales, Sclerotiniaceae. Gene Ontology annotation, molecular function: glycerone kinase activity. The transcript has a single exon. Gene Ontology annotation, cellular component: cytosol. Gene Ontology annotation, biological process: glycerol catabolic process. The record is from RefSeq and is a predicted model, not a curated record. The coding region runs from base 124 to 549 and encodes 141 amino acids.
AUCUACCAGCCAUCCAAUCCUUUUCCACUCAAAUAUCUUCCUCUAGCAUCAAUCUAAUGACUAACUUCCAUUCCAUUUCUACAAUUGUCGAAAACUCGAUGGCCGGUAACUCCGGUGCUCUGUAUGCAAUCUUCUUCCAACGCUCUAACGAACUCUCUUUCAUCUCUUUGCACAGCUCAUAAGACCUUAUCAAAUUCAGCAUCCAACAUCAGGAUAUCUCGGAUUAUGGGAGACGCACUACUGGAGGCGCUUGCAGAGCUCUGCCGCUACACAGCAGCUCGAAAAGGACACAGGAUAUUGAUGGACGCCCUCAUCCCGUUUAUCGAGGCUUAUACUGAAAAACUGGACUUCAGCACGGCAGUGGUUGCGACGAGGAAGGGUGCUGAUAUUACAAGAAAAUUGGAUGCUGUAUUGGGGAGAGCGAGUUAUGUCGGGAAGGAUAAUCUUCAGAUCGAGGAAACUGGAAUAGGAGUGCCGGAUCCUGGUGCUGUGGGGGUAUGUAGUGUUUUACAGGGUAUCGGAAGAGCGUUGCGAGAAUUUUCAGGGUGAUAAUGUGGUUUUUAUUUGUUUCGGCUUCGUAUCAUACAGUACUCGUGGCUAAUUGGCCUAGACUGGAUAUCUACGGUCUUAA